Molecule: messenger RNA, 615 nt
Organism: Eruca vesicaria subsp. sativa (arugula)
Lineage: Eukaryota; Viridiplantae; Streptophyta; Magnoliopsida; Brassicales; Brassicaceae
Source: the annotation of a GenBank genome assembly
AUGAUUACUAUUCACACUAGAAACCACGGUGGUAGGAAACUUGAGGAGAAACUGAUGAAUAAGACCAGUAAGGGACCCGCUAACGACGACUACUUGACCUACAAGGAAGCUGAGAUUAGAGCUCUAACGCGUGAUGCGGUCCACCGGUUUUGUGUUAAUUGUGUGAAACUAGCUGUGAAGCUGCUUGAUGGCACCUUACCGAAUUGUCUCAAGCAAGGCUGCACGUCCCGGCUGUCUGUUGAUACAUGUGGCAAGCUUUUGACUCCCGACAUGAGUUUGAGGUGGAAAGAGAUGACUAAAGAGGAAUUAAUUCCUUACAAUGAGAGAGUUUAUUGUCCUUACGAGAGGUGCUCUUACCUGAUGUCCAGAACCGAGCUUGUUUUAGUUUCUGCAUGUGGACAUGGGAGAUGCUUUAAAUGUGGUGGCUCCUUCUGCUACUACUGCAAGGCUCCAUGGCAUGGUAUGCUAUCGUGCACCGACUACAAGAAACGGAAUCCUGAUACUCAAAAUGCAAAGGUGAUUUCUCUUGCAAAUCGUAAUGGGUGGCGUCAAUGCGGCAAGUGCAACCACAUGGUUGAACGUUCUAAUGGAUGCAGGAACAUGACUUGUAGGUAA